Messenger RNA from Xiphophorus hellerii (green swordtail), 3223 nucleotides. It is a transcript of the gene ubtd1a, whose product is annotated as ubiquitin domain containing 1a. The coding region runs from base 1843 to 2610 and encodes 255 amino acids. The transcript is spliced from 5 exons. The record is from RefSeq and is a predicted model, not a curated record. Gene Ontology annotation, molecular function: protein binding. Lineage: Eukaryota; Metazoa; Chordata; Actinopteri; Cyprinodontiformes; Poeciliidae.
AGAGGAGAUUACAAUUGAUUCACUCUGUGUUUUAUUUAUUUAUGUCUCAGAGAUCAGCUAUGAAAUACUGUAGCUCCCUUUCCAAUUUAGAUGUUUAUCAUUUUGAUUUAUUUUGUGGAUUUAGUGCGUUUUUAGUUUGUAAUUUGUGAAUGUUUAGGGUUUACCAUUGGAGGAAAAAAGUGCAGGCCUUUUAAAAUGAAGAUAAGAUGGUUUUAGGCUGAUUCUGUCACUCUCAUCCUGUGUGUCUCAGCUGCACAUCUGCCUGUAAACUGCAAGGAUGACAGGAUUUAAUCUUCCAGCAGAUGUCAGUGUUUCAAGCCAUAAAUUUGUCCAAAACCUUAAUGAGAUGAAUUUAGAACAAAUUGUGAACCUACUGUUUUUUCCUCCCACCUGUCCUGUGUAAUUAUUUAUGUUGGUGUUAUAUUUGAUUUGAGCAACUAGCUGGAGUUGAAUGUUGACUGAAAUUUUUUUGCUCAGUUUCAUUUCAUCAUGCAAAACAACUUGCCACAUUUUCAAAAAUACUUUAUUAAUCCCAAAGGAAAAUUAAAUAAAUAAACAAACAUAAAUAAACAAACAAAUCCUCCAUGUGUGUAUGAGUGCAGAGGCCUGAAGCUGCUGGCUAACCCCUCAUUAUCCACCUUCUAAUGAUAUUUAUAGUGUCAGGUGUUUCCAGCUUCACCCAAUCCGCACCUUACAGGACCUUUUACUAACUUAGAGACCAUACAGUUUAAGUGAAGCAGUAUAUAAGCUCCACUGAGCUGACUGACUGUCUGUGCCGAGGGUAAGUUUGGUGGGAUUACUCUGUUCCCAGACCAAGAUACAACAUAAGCCUAUUCAAAUGUAAACACAAGUUAUUUUUUCCUUGAGGAUGUGAAAUAAACCUAAGCACAUUUUUAUCUGACAGCAUAGACUCUUACAAGUAGCCGAAAGGUUCCAUCUGGUUUGUGUCUGAUAAAAGCGCUUUAGUUUGUUGUGUCCCUUACACCAGUAGUUUGCAAAAUUAGGCUUGAGAUUCCACUUGGGUUCACCAAUAUGUCAGUCUUGAGAUCCUCCUCAGAAAUACUUGAAUAGUAAAAAAAAUAUAAGAAAGCCUAUUUCUUUUAGAAAUGAAUAAGAUUUCGUUGCUUGCUCUCAGUAGUGACUUUCAUUUUUGGCUAUCUUUCCAUUAAGGUAGAAUUUUCCUAGCUGAGCCAUGGAUCUCUGUAGCUCCUCCAAAGUUGCCACAGCGUUAUUGACUGCGUUUCUGGUCAUUUUGCACAUUGUCUGCCCUUCGGUUUAGGUGGCCACACAUAUGCCUUUGCACAUUUGGAGUUGUGGCAUACUAGUUCUUAUUUUGAUGGGUUAAAGCUUCCUUCAACUUGACAAUUAUUAAUCGUGUUGGUCUACUAAAUAAAACACCUAAAGAUACAGUACAGUUUAUGGUUGUAUCAUAACGAAUUGUGCAAAAGCUUAAGAGGGCAAAUGCUUUUGCAGUGACUAUAUUUUCCUCAAUAGAUGCUGUUAUUCUGAAGGAGUCCCUUCUCCGUUUCCGCUGUGUUACUGAGCCUGUUUCACGCAUGCGUGCGGGGCUUUAAAGCACUAAUUCUGAGUUAGAUCGGAAACGGACUCCCCGAGUGGACUUGCCUCAUUUUCAGCUGAGAAAAUUUAGAUUUUGUUUGUUGCAUUCUUGUAAAGGGAAAAAGUAAAUUUUUUUUUUCAGAGUCUCAGUGCGCCCAUCCAUCUCCGGAGCUGCACCGACACUCUUGCCACUGUGGUCGGUCAUCCUGCAGACUCGCAGCUUCAGCUGACCCGUCACGUCACGUCAAGAUCCGGAGAUAAACUUCUGUUUGCCAACAAGUUCUGAUGUGGCAAGCAAACUGCAGACGGAUGCAUAAUAUAGCAGACUGGAUUUCAGGGACAGUGAUGGGAGGCUGCGUGGGGAGGAGCAGGAUGGAUGGACAAGGGAGUGCCCAUGGCUCCACCAGGACUAAAAAACGUGGAGCACGCAAUGAGCCUCUCAAGAAAGACCGUCCUAAAUGGAAGAGUGAGUACCCGAUGACAGAGGGCCAGCUGAGGAGCAAGAGAGACGAGUUUUGGGAUACAGCUCCUGCCUUUGACGGACGAAAAGAGAUCUGGGAUGCACUGAGAGCAGCAGCCCUGGCUCUGGAGUGCAAUGACCUGGAGCUGGCCCAGGCUAUAGUGGAUGGAGCCUGCAUCACUCUGCCACACGGAUCUCUCACGGAGAGCUAUGAUGAACUGGGAAACCGCUACCAGCUCCCAGCAUACACUUUAGCGCCACCUAUCAACCUGAUCACUGAGACGUCUGGCGACAGCAAAAUGUCUGAAAGUGCACAAAAACAAGCUCAACCUCCACCGUCUCGAGAGGAGUUCCAGCUGCGGGUGCGAUUAUCAACAGGGAGGGAUGUGCGUCUGACAGCCAGCCUGGCGGACUCCAUUGCCCUGCUGAAGAAACAGUUGGAAAAACAGGAGGACAUCGAGGUCAUCCGCCAGCGGUGGUUCUUCUCUGGGAAGCUUCUGACAGACAAGACUCGCCUCCAAGAUGCCAAGAUCCAAAAGGACUAUGUCGUCCAAGUGAUCGUCAACAUAAAUCCUUCGGUCAUACCCAACUGAGGGAUGAAGAUCAGAAAAGGAUGUGCCAGAUAAGGCUUCAGAAACAGGAGCAGGUUUCCAGCAGGGAAAUUUUAUGUACAUUUUAUAUAAUAAAUUAUUGCUUUUAUAUCGUUCCUUUUUCUAUUUUCCCCUUUUUUCCAAAUAAAGAGAUAUUACUGAAAAGCACUGAAACACUUUAGGUGAUAAUAGCGCCCUAAGAUGCACCUCCCAGUGUCUGUCUGUUUCUGAAGAUCUUGACUUGCAGCUCUAUUGUUUACAUGGGUUCCUCUCCUCGUCUUGUUUGUUUGUACUUAUGCUUGUUGAUGAAUUAAAUGCUGCUCACCUAAGGAGAGCAAAUAAGGAAAAUCUACUCUCUUUUUUCUCUUGUGACAAAUAGAUGAGUAUUUCUAAUUGUAAACAUCAGAUACAUUUUUUUUUGUCCAUUUCAUUGUGAACAGCACAUUUUGACUAGACACUGAAUAUAAUAAAGGAACCUUUUAUAAGGUAGAAAGAGAUGAACAGAUUUGUUUUUUUAGUUCAUCAUUUCAAACAACUGUACAAACAUGCAAUAGCUUUCUGUCUAAAAUUAUGCACACUGUAAUGUCAUUUAAUAAAUGUUAUGAAUUUAAACUCA